UUAUGAUAUAAUCUUUGUGAAGUCCCAAUUCCGUUUCUCCUAAAAAUCUUUACCAAGUCCACCAUCUCAUCUCUUUUUAUCGUAUCAAAUCAAAUCAGGAACGAGAUCUCGGUACCUCCUCCUCCUCGUCAUCAACGACGUCGUAUCUCUUCCGCAAUCACCGAGUAGGAUAAACAUCCUGCUAGGAAAAAGACUUGGUGAGAAUGUCCGAUCAAAUAGCAAAAGGCCUGGAGUUUGAGAAGAAAGCUGAGAAGAAGCUCAACGGCUGGGGAUUUUUUGGGUCAAAGUAUGAAGAUGCCGGCGAUUUGUAUGAAAAAGCUGCCAACUGUUACAAGCUCGCAAAAUCUUGGGACCAAGCUGGAGCUGUAUAUGUCAAGCUGGCGAAGUGCCAUCUGAAAAUGGAUAGCAAACAUGAAGCUGCGAAUGCUUAUGCUGAUGCAGCUCAUUCAUACAAGAAAACAAACACCAAGGAGUGCAUAGCUCACCUAGAGCAAGCAUUGAAUUUGUUCAUGGAAAUUGGAAGACUCAGCAUGUCCGCCAGAUAUUGCAAGGAAAUUGCUGAAUUAUACGAACAGGAGCAAAAUUUGGAGCAAGCCAUAGCUUACUAUGAUAAAGCAGCCGAUCUUUUCCAAGGUGAAGAAGUGACAACUUCUGCAAACCAGUGCAAACAGAAAAUCGCACAAUUUUCAGCUCAACUGGAACAGUAUCAGAAAGCUAUAGAGAUUUACGAAGACAUAGCACGACAGUCGCUCAACAAUAACUUGCUAAAAUACAGUGUUAGAGGGCAUCUACUGAAUGCUGGCAUUUGCCAACUCUGUAAAGGCGAUGUUGUUGCAAUCACAAAUGCAUUGGAGCGUUACCAGGAAUUGGACCCCACGUUUUCAGGAACACGCGAAUACAAAUUGCUCGCGGAUUUGGCUGCUGCUAUGGACGAAGAAGAUGUUGCAAAGUUCACUGAUGCUGUCAAGGAGUUUGACAGCAUGACUAAGCUGGACGAGUGGAAGACAUCCCUUCUAUUGAGAGUGAAACUGUUGCUGAAGGCCAAGGAGGAAGAGGAUGACGAUGAUCUUACUUAAGUUCAUUCUAUUUGAUGUACCGUAACUCGAUUUGUUUUUUGUUCUUGUGCUUUUUAUGUGUGUGCAUUUAAAGAGGUGGGUUUUUCUUUUUGGGAGUAUGUAAUUCCAUUUGAGCAAAUAUAUUUGGAUUGUGCUGGGAUUUGGGUUUUUCUAGAGGAUGAUGAUAGAUACAACCGUCGUGUGCAUGUAAUGUAAAACUGGUGUUUCUUAAAUAACAGAAUCCGUUUAGCUCUGA
Messenger RNA from Helianthus annuus (common sunflower), 1311 nucleotides. RefSeq names its product alpha-soluble NSF attachment protein. NCBI's taxonomy places the organism in Eukaryota, Viridiplantae, Streptophyta, Magnoliopsida, Asterales, Asteraceae. The coding region runs from base 204 to 1076 and encodes 290 amino acids. Gene Ontology annotation, biological process: intracellular protein transport; SNARE complex disassembly. The record is from RefSeq and is a predicted model, not a curated record. The transcript is spliced from 10 exons. Gene Ontology annotation, molecular function: soluble NSF attachment protein activity; syntaxin binding. Gene Ontology annotation, cellular component: vacuolar membrane; SNARE complex.